Messenger RNA from Rhopilema esculentum, 3034 nucleotides. NCBI's taxonomy places the organism in Eukaryota, Metazoa, Cnidaria, Scyphozoa, Rhizostomeae, Rhizostomatidae. The record is from RefSeq and is a predicted model, not a curated record.
UUCAAGGAUUUAGGUAGAUGUUGUAACAGAACAACCUUUGAUCUUACACAAUGGAGAGGAUAUUAAUGGACAUAAAAUUUAAGAGCUAUAGGGCGGCCCGCGCCAUUGAUCCUAAACCGAAGGGGCCAGCAGUGUAAAGAAAGUUGCCUCUAACCCCUACAUGAGUGGGUCCAGGGCAAAUCUGAAGGAGGGGCAGUUUGUAUUUGGGAUGCUGAAAAUUUUCAGAAAUUGGUGGCUAUACGCAACAAUUACAGGCCCUAACUACUGACAGAAAGCUUUCUACUCACGUUCUAAGUUCUAAAGGAAAUUUCAACUCGGUGUGGGAGGGGCAACGGGCUCUCGCGAACCUGGAAAUCCCCGCAGCGGCGCAAGCAAGGUGGCCUGAUGGAAUGAUCUUUUUCAAUCAAAGUGCAAAGUAAAUCUUUUGUAAUGCAAAAUGUUAAUAUAGCACAAAAAGCGGAAUCAGAGCAUUCUAUGUAUCGUGCACAAACUCCUAUUCCAGCAAGACACAAAAGGAAAUAGAAAACUGAAGAUUUGAAAGACCAUGUUUAACCGCACGUUAAUGGUUACAGGACGCUCACGGGAUCACCAUUUCUAUGUCGAUUCUAAAAAUAAAUGUUACACGAUUAUAAAUUGGUGUAAGAAAUCUGCAAGAAUCAGAAUUUUUAAGUCGUUGAAAAAGAAGAAGAUUUUUUGCAAUAUUGAAACUGCUAAAACGCCGAGCAUUCACUAGACAGCGAUUUCAGUCAAAAUGAAGUCACCCAAGGUUGCCCCUUUGGAACUUUUUCCAAGCGUCGAAGUUCAACUGUGUGAUUACGAAUUCAAAGAAAAAAGCUCAGACAACAUUCUGGAUGAGAUUCUAAGAGAGUGCAACAAGUUCGGAGUAUGUGAAACCUCAAAGGUCGUGUUUGAACUGAAAGAAUAUGAUGAUUUUGACAAGUUUUCCAAAAUCAAGGAAGAGGUGCAAUGUAGACAUGCUGUUGGAAAAAAGUUACCUCAUUUCUUAUUGAAAGAAAAUUCAUCAGAGGGAAAAUUUCAACGAUCAUAUUGGCCAAGUAACUGGACAACUUCAGUAACAUAUACAUCACAUGAUCCAUCUCAAGAAGAUUUCUUUGCUUAUCUUAGCAAAAUAUGUGUCCUUUGCUGCUGUCUUGUUUGAAGAUGUUGCCUUUAACAUAAUAGGCAUUAAAAACUAUGGAAGUCCUCCUCUUUCCAUUUUGACACUAUCCAUAGAUUAUGUUGUCAGACCUGUUUUAGAUCUGUUUUAAAUCUGCUUUGAGAUCCUCCUUUGAGAGAUCUCAAGAACCAAUCAGAAAUGAACUUGAUAUAAGUUCUAAUAGGUUUCCCUGAGAUAAGGCCCUCAGGCUUUGGGAGGUUUGAGAGGCCCUGGGGCAAUGCCGAAAGAUGAGGCCCCAAAACUUUUUGCGACCAUGGCCUUCAGAUAAGCUCAAAAUUCAUUUUGGAACAUUUCUUUAAGUCAUUUUUGCAAUCGUUCAGGGUUGUGUAUUGAAAUUGAAUUAUAUAAAAAAAAUUAUAGACGAUUGCAGUUAAGAAUAAAUCAAUAUAUAUGCAAAGAAAUAAAAUCUGUUGUUGUUUAAUUAUUCUGAAAUUUUUGCCCUCUUGUCUUUAACAUGGGCUCUGACACAGGUUGGACAGUUGGGGGGCAAGGAAAGAUUUAACACCCAUGACAAAAGAUUUCUAGAAAGUUCUUUUGUCCUGCAAAAAAGUGUGGACCAUGGCCGUCUUGCCCCUUUCGUAGAAGGCCAUGUAAUAAAGGACUGCCGUAGGAAUCUUGCAAGGGUCUGAGCCAAAUAAACAUGCUAUUGUUAUCAAGAGAUUUUGUCAAAGAGGGUUAUUUAAAGAGACACGUAAUUUGCAAGUAGAAGUUGCACUCUUUUUCAUAAGUUACACUAGUUACACUUAAUUUUUAUCGAAAAUCUGAGGCUGGAUUGUUCUUAACUUGUUCUUAUAAGCAAGGACCGCGGAGCAUAUUACAAAUUGAGGGGGGCUAAAACGUUUUAGGGAAUAAACAUACUAAAAAUCAAAAGCAGGGCGAAUUUUUGUAUGGCUUUAAGUAUAUUUUAGAAGUUUGGGGGACUAAAGCCCUGUACCCCCCCCCCCCCCGCUUCCGUGGUUCCUGGGUGUAAGCAGUGAGAUUGCUAGCUUUUUCGCUCUGGGGAGGUGUACCAGCCUCAUUUGCCAAACAAAGUGAUUGAGAAAACCUUGGUUUGCUGACAAGUUUGAAUAUUCACCGGAAAAGGGAACAACUCAUGGCUAAAAUAAUCGAUUUUGAGAUGACACAUUGUUCAAAAUUGCAUUUCACAGUAGCUCAGCCUCAGCUUGUUCUUAAUUUGUUCUUAACUUUUGACCAGUUGUGAGGCUGGUGUCUUUAGAAAAUUGUUCUUAUAAAAAAGAGUUUAUAUUCAAUGUUACUGCUUUAAACGAGUAACGUAUUCUUGUAAUGACGUAAUAACGUAAAACGUAUAACUUUUAUACAUUGGAGGGAUUGCAUUUAUACUUUUGCCCCUCAGGUGCCAUCAAUAUACUCUUUAUACUCUAAAUAUUACCCCCCCCCCUCCAUUGUAAAGAAUAACUGCCUCCAUUUGAUGAUCUUCUCUCAGGAAAAUCAAUUUAGGCUUUUGGUGUACCAGCCUACCAGCUCUUGUUUGUUUUGUCGGUGUUUUCCGAUAUACUUGUCCAUCAUACAAGGUAGUAAGGUUGUGUGAAAAGAAGGGAAAAUGACUCCGAGCUACCAAAAAAAGAAAUUUACAAACCUGAUUGAUGAGCUCUUUACAGUGUACGUGCUUGGGUUACGAACGCCCCACGUGUUAUUUACCAAACAAUUAAUUCACAUUUCUGCUUGUUGCCUGGUUGUUCCACUUGUUCCUGGGUUGUUACUGGGUUGUUAAUGGGUUGUUACUGGGUUGUUCCGCUUGUUCUUUGAUGUAGAAUCGGCGCUUCUUGUUUAUCAAGAUACUCCCCUCGAGAUAAAAGUAGCUACAGCUCUGAAGUACCAAUUUGACUUACGUGGCCA